Trypanosoma cruzi is the source of this 565-nucleotide messenger RNA. RefSeq names its product ATP-dependent Clp protease subunit heat shock protein 100 (HSP100), putative. The annotation marks the transcript as partial. NCBI's taxonomy places the organism in Eukaryota, Euglenozoa, Kinetoplastea, Trypanosomatida, Trypanosomatidae. The transcript has a single exon. The record is from RefSeq and is a predicted model, not a curated record.
AUGUCAGACGGGCAGCCAGAAUGGACCAACGCGGCGGCGACAGCGCUGCAAGAUGCAGUGGCUCUCGCGCGCAAGCACAGUAAUGGCUUUUUGGACCCCGUCCAUCUGGCGUGCGCGCUGUUCAAGGAUGAGAACGGUCUCCCCUCGCGUGUGCUGAAGAAAGUUGGAGCGGGAAUCGUGAUGGACGCCCUAAUGGCCCGCGUGGAGGCAAUUCCCACACAAAGCCCUGCACCGACGCAGCCGCAUCCUAACUCCGACAUGACGCGUGUACUAAACACCGCGGAGCAGAAGCGGGUUGCGUUUGGCGAUACCCUUUUGGCCGUCGACCACCUUCUCCUUGCGCUGUACGAGAGCAAGGACACCAAUUCCAUCCUGAAGGCGGCUGGUGCCGACAGUAAGAUCGUUGAGAAGGCCCUGAAGGAGCUUCGCAAGGGGAAGAAAAUUACCUCAGAGUUCCAGGAUCAGAACUACGAUGCAUUGUCCAAGUACGCGAUCGACAUGUGUCGACAGGCGGGAGGAUGGCAAGCUGGACCCACUUAUUGGACGUGCCGACGAGGUAUUACGC